Molecule: messenger RNA, 632 nt
Organism: Linum tenue
Lineage: Eukaryota; Viridiplantae; Streptophyta; Magnoliopsida; Malpighiales; Linaceae
Source: the annotation of a GenBank genome assembly
CGGGAUUCUCGAUCAUGUCGAAGCUUCUCUGUUUUCCAUCGCCUUCUUCCAAUCUCUUUUCUCUCUGCCUAAUACUAAACAAUCGAAAAAGUUCAUUCCUCGUCUUAGCCAGGGAGACCUAUACCGAUUUAGUCGUCCUCCAUUCUCCUCCCAAUCGUCUCUCCUCCUUCCGUCUGCUGGCCUGGAUUGUUCUCCCUCAAGGACGAAAUCACCGCCGGGUUGGCCGAGAGAAACAAGCUAGAGGAGGAGUUUACUUCUCCGACCUGGAACAUCUGCUGAGACCGUUGACACUUUGUACAAGGCUGUUCUGGAAUACGGCACCACGCUGGUCGUCAAGCGGCUGAAAGACGCGUUGGUUUUUGCUCUGUUUUACUUCACUCAGGGUUUCCGAUAAUUUAUAUGGACAUCAGUUUCCUACAAGCUGAAAGACAAGAGGAGCACAUGUGCUGAGGUAUCAUUCUGUGUAUGUAUAUGGUUUUAUCAGAAGAGCAGCUUUGAACAAUUUCGUAUUAAUUAUGCAAAUGAGAGGCUGCAACAACAUUUCAACAGACACUUGCUUGAAAGAGAGCAAGAGGUAACUACAAAUCAUUUAUCUGGAUCAACCAUUUUUGUUCAGCCAUAGUAAUUCAGUG